UUUGGGCCUGGAAAGCUGGGAGAGCCGUUGGUCGGUGUUUGUGCGCGAGUUCUCGCGGUGGCGGUUGUCAUGGCAGCGGCUGCGGGGCCUGGAGGAGGCGAAACGGCUUCCGCUGCCGAUGAAGGCGGCGGGGGAGGCGACAGGAGGAGCCCCCCCGGCUCGGACCCAAGGCGCCUGGGGCCGGGGGGGCGAGAGGAAGACGAGGCGCCGCGGCAAGGCAGCGCGGGGGGAGCGGCCGGCCAAAGUCACCAGCCCUCGUCGCCGCCCGCCCGCGAGGCCGAGGUCACCGUGGAGAUCGGAGAAACCUACCUGUGUCGGCGCGGGGACGGGACAUGGCAUUCUGCAGAGGUGAUCCAGUCUCGAAUCAAUGAGCAGGAGGCCAGAGAAGAGUUUUACGUGCACUAUGUUGGAUUCAACCGACGUCUGGAUGAGUGGGUGGAUAAGAAUCGCUUGGCCCUCACCAAGACAGUCAAAGAUGCAGUGCAGAAGAACACUGAUCAAUACAUGAAUGAGCUGUCUGAACAGCCGGAGCGCAAGAUCACACGCAACCAGAAGCGCAAACAUGAUGAAAUCAACCAUGUGCAAAAGACGUACGCUGAGAUGGAUCCCACCACAGCAGCAUUGGAGAAGGAACAUGAAGCAAUUACCAAGGUGAAAUAUGUGGACAAGAUCCAUAUUGGAAACUAUGAGAUUGAUGCUUGGUAUUUCUCGCCAUUCCCAGAGGACUAUGGGAAACAGCCCAAGUUGUGGAUCUGCGAGUACUGCCUCAAAUAUAUGAAGUUUGAGAAGACCUACCGCUACCACCUUGGACAAUGUCAGUGGCGGCAACCACCAGGGAAGGAGAUCUACCGCAAGAACAACAUCUCAGUGUAUGAAGUUGAUGGUAAAGAUCACAAGAUUUAUUGCCAGAAUUUGUGUCUUUUGGCCAAACUGUUCCUGGACCACAAGACCCUCUACUUUGAUGUGGAACCCUUUGUCUUCUACAUCCUCACAGAGGUGGACAGGCAAGGGGCUCACAUUGUUGGCUACUUUUCCAAGGAGAAGGAGUCACCAGAUGGCAACAAUGUGGCUUGCAUCCUCACCUUGCCCCCAUACCAGAGGCGGGGUUAUGGGAAGUUCCUUAUUGCUUUUAGCUAUGAGCUGUCCAAGCUGGAAAGCACAGUGGGUUCCCCAGAGAAGCCCCUCUCAGACCUAGGCAAACUGAGCUACCGUAGCUACUGGUCAUGGGUGCUGCUGGAGAUUCUCCGGGAUUUCCGUGGCACUCUCUCCAUCAAAGAUCUCAGCCAGAUGACAAGCAUCACACAGAAUGACAUCAUCAGUACACUGCAGUCUCUGAACAUGGUCAAAUACUGGAAGGGGCAGCAUGUCAUCUGCGUCACCCCGAAGCUAGUUGAGGAGCACCUCAAAAGCGCCCAAUAUAAGAAGCCUCCCAUCACAGUGGAUUCCCUCUGCCUGAGAUGGGCACCUCCCAAACACAAACAAGCCAAGAUUUCCAAAAAGUGAAGGCAAAAUUGACCUGAGAAGCCGAAGGUUAUGCAUCAGUACACGCCCACCCUUCAUUUUAAGAGAUGCUAUAAGACUAAGCAUUUGUGUUGGUCUUGCAUGGGUCAGACAUGCUCUGAGCAGAUGAGCUGGAGGUUUGGGAAAUGAGCUGUGCUAUCCAGUAUUGCAGCAACUCUGCUCAGGUAUGCACUUCACUAAAGUGAAGACUGCCCACCUACUCUGCUUUCUGCAUCUGCCUGACCUUGAAUGGUAAACAUCUUUCCUCUUGCCAGUCCUGGUGUUUUCCCCUGGUAUGGAUUCAGAAUGUAUGUCCUUCCUCUUGGAGUAGGCAAAGGAACACAGCCCUUUCUUCUACUGUCUCUGUUGGUCUGGAAACAGAAGUCCAUUGCUGAGCUUCUCUAGCAAGAGACCCUAGGUAACUCCCUCCUGCAAGCAAGCAGGUCAUGGCAUAACUGAUAGAGCAAGACACAAAGCAGUAAACAGACACGUAGGGUGGAUGUUUGGGGAACAGUGGGUAGGGUAGUUAGCAAUACCAAAGGGUUGUUAGAGGGAUUACGAGUUCCUGUAUUCAGGAGAAAGGACAGCUUUCACAGAAGCUUAGUAGUCCCAUCAGUCUCCCUCAAAAGGCUGAAAGCCUAGUAGCUUUUUCCCAAGGGUAUAAAGGUCUGCCUCUAGGUGAAGCGGUCAGCACCUUUAUCUCCCUUUGAAGGAUGCAGGAAGUCUGGAUCUAUCAAACAAAUGAUCCACCACACAUGCUUUUGUUUCUGGCAGGAUGGUUUUCUGGAUCCUCCUACACUCAUGCAGCUGUCAGCAGCUUGGAAAAAGAGAUGGGUGGUAUUUGCAUUUUAUUUUGUCCUGUCCUGCAGUCAAAGUUUUAAGGAGAAAACCAGCAAAGAAGGAGAACAUUAAUUAGAACUAUGCUUGAGGGUUUGAGCCCUCAGACUGUGCCAGCACUAAGAGAGUCCUGACUUGGGCUUUUGCUUUCCUGGUUACCCUGGAUUUUUUCAUUUUCAUUUGGAAAGUCUCAAACAGGGUGGUUUUAUAUGCAAAGAUACUGUGGGAGUGGGAACAGGCAAGCAUUGGGGUUUUCUAGGCAGAAGACAGAGCCUCCAAAAUUUAUGCAGUUGAGUAUUGUGGGUUUGUUUCUCCUGACAAACUUGCACUUCAGCUGUAUGAACUGCAUAAAUUCACGAUAAAAUGUGAAGGGACUUUUAAAGAAGACACCAAAUUCUCUUGGACAGAGAGCAUGUGGAAAUGGUAUGGCUAAAGAGGGAGGCUGCUGAAGUUCUUCACGGAAGCGUCCACACCUUGGUUUAACACUGGGGUUAGUGCUGAUGGAACAUAGUGGAUCUAGAUUGAAAAUGCAAGAAGACGCAACCAUUCGUAUGGGGUCUUGCUGCCACUAUUAGACUCAUACAUGAUGUGAGUAGUGUGUUUUCUCUUACUUUGAGAAGUAUUUUAAUUAAUAAAACCAUAAAAGCA
This is a messenger RNA of Varanus komodoensis (Komodo dragon), 2985 nucleotides long. RefSeq names its product lysine acetyltransferase 8 (gene KAT8). The record is from RefSeq and is a predicted model, not a curated record. Gene Ontology annotation, biological process: regulation of DNA-templated transcription. The coding region runs from base 70 to 1503 and encodes 477 amino acids. Gene Ontology annotation, molecular function: histone acetyltransferase activity. The transcript has 11 exons. Lineage: Eukaryota; Metazoa; Chordata; Lepidosauria; Squamata; Varanidae.